This is a messenger RNA of Mercenaria mercenaria, 2347 nucleotides long. Its product is annotated as RNA-binding protein Ro60-like. The transcript has 4 exons. The record is from RefSeq and is a predicted model, not a curated record. NCBI's taxonomy places the organism in Eukaryota, Metazoa, Mollusca, Bivalvia, Venerida, Veneridae. Bases 204 to 1928 code for a protein of 574 amino acids. Gene Ontology annotation, molecular function: RNA binding. Gene Ontology annotation, cellular component: ribonucleoprotein complex.
CAGUAAACUUAAAUUGUGUAUUUUAAGGAAGUUGUGUACUGUGUGAUCAGAGCUCUGAAGGUUUGGAAUAAAACACUCCUGAAGCAAGAACUAUUGGUUUGGGUGGAGUGUAGCAAUCUUUCUUAAAAGCAGUUCAAACAGCAUUUUACCCUGAUAUAAUAUAUUUCCGGUCUUUCAAAAACAAACAUUUAAAGAUAUCAGCCAUGGGACAAGCAGAGUCAAAAGUGGACGAAUGGAAAGCUAAAACAAGAUCCUACCCAAAGCAUGUGCAAGUUAGAACAUCUGCCUGGAACGGUGGUGAUGAUAUGGUUCUAUUAAGACGUUUCCUUUACCUAGGGACGGAAAGUGUGUACAGUUCAACAUUUGUAUAUCCGGACCAAAAAUAUGCUGAUCUUAUAAACAGAUUGAUUUACGAAGGAAGAGGAAAAGAAGUUGUGCAGCUACUAGCAACGAUAAAUUAUUCUGGAUCGGCUCCAAGGCAUAAUUACAUAAUAUUUGCACUUGCAGUUUGUGCGAGAUCAGACGACAUCAGUACUAAGAAGUUGGCAUACGACAAUUUGUGUCAGAUUUGUCGUAUCCCUACCCACUUUUUCAUGUUUGUUGAUUUUUGCCAAUUUGAAAGUGAGAAAUCUCAAUCACGAUCAAAGGGCUGGGGAAGAGCUCACAGAAGAGCUGUACUGAAAUGGUACGAAGAGAAAUGUAAAAACCCAGAGGGACUUGCCCGACUUUUGACGACAUAUAAUCUAUGUACAGUUGAAGGACACGGCAAUAGAUGGUCUCAUAAGGACAUUUUUCGACUUGGUCACCUUUCAUCAGACGAUGAUUUGAUGAAAGUGGUGAAGACUUUUGUCCUGUUUGGCUUUAAGAAGGCCCAGAGUCAGGUGUCCGAGGAGACAAAGAAAAAUGAAAGAGUUUCGGAGUUUUUGACUUAUAUAGGAAGUACAAUCAAAGCAAAGAUAUGCUUCGAUGAAGAUGAACUGGUUGGCCUCAUAAAGAGGCAUGGCUUGGGAAAACAACGCGUUUCAAAGGCAUUGAUGACCUCAAAAAACGUUUGGGAAGCAAUUUUAAAGACCAUGCAACCCGAAGCUGAGAUUGAUAUCUGUAUGCUAUCUGCCAAAGGAUUGUGUGGUGAAGAUUCCGAAAUAGAAAAAGAAAUAAUAGAGAAGAUUACUAACGCUGACUUCUUUCAUCGUGCAAGGGUGCAUCCGAUUAGAGUGUUGUCGGUGCUAUUGACCUACGAAAAGGGAGAAAAACGUAUAGGUCGAAAGUCCAAUCCCCGCAAAAAAAGAAAAUGGAAUGUGAAUAAAAACAUCGUAAAGGCGCUUAACGAAGCUUAUGAGUUUUCUUUUCGGGACGUACAACCAACAGGAAAACAUGUCUUGCUGGCGGUCGAUGUAAGCGAAAACAUGAGAGUUUCCUGUAAAGGUUGUCCCACAAUCAUGUGUAACCAGGCUGCAGCCUCGAUGAUGAUGAUGACAGCUCGCACUGAGCCAAAUUGCAAGAUUUUUGGGUUCUCUGAGGGGUUUACACAAAUACGCAUAGAUGAGGAUGACACAUUUUCUCAAACUGUGGAGAAAAUGGAGUCGCUUCCAAGCGGAAAAGCCGAUUGUGCAAUACCGAUGCUUUGGGCAAAACAACACAAAGAGAAGAUUGAUGUUUUUAUCGUGUACACUGACAACAUUCCUACGAAUGGACAGACCAAUCCCUCAAAGGCAUUGGAGGAAUACCGCCGAACAAUGAAUCAACCUGAGACAAAACUUAUAUUGGUGGCAAUGGCACCUAAUCCUGAUACAACUGCAGAUCCUUCUAGACAAGUUGUCAUUGAUUCCAAAAAAGCUACGACACAUGAUGACAGAGAGAUUAACAUCGUCGGCUUUGACGCUCAUGCAGCCACACUUAUUGCAAAGUUCAUUCAAGAUGAAUUAUAAAUUAUGCAAAAAUUGUUAGUAAUUUGCAGACUGUAUUGCCUUUUAUGUUACCUUAUUAGCCUGGACCAAAUUUAAGCGCUAUCUAAUGGCAACAUGCUGUGAACUUUGUAUUGAGAUAUUUGCGCAGCAUCUUACUUACUUUGGAGAUAUUGUAAAUUAGAACGAUUGGAAGUUUUGUUUACUGAACACUCAGUCUAUGUUUUAUUUUGAUUAUACUCUGAACCUUAAUUUCGUCACUAAUAUCAUAUUUACGUAGAAUAUAUAUGCCCAUGAGUUCUUAUUCAAGUUUGAUACUGGGCCAGAGCAGAUUUCAAGCUCUGAUAUAUCAGAUAUGUCAUAUUUUAUCACGUCUAGCAUCUUUGCCUUUGUGUUUCAUCCUUACCUUAUUUAGGCAGAAAAUAUAAACAUAUAAACUUUCA